Molecule: messenger RNA, 1419 nt
Organism: Clonostachys solani
Lineage: Eukaryota; Fungi; Ascomycota; Sordariomycetes; Hypocreales; Bionectriaceae
Source: the annotation of a GenBank genome assembly
AUGGCUAUCGUGGGCUCUGGUCCCGCGGGCUUUUACACCGCAUCCCGCGUCCUGAGCAAACUACCACAGGCCAAGAUCGAUAUGUACGAGGCUCUUCCUGUUCCCUUCGGACUUGUCCGUCAUGGCGUUGCCCCAGAUCAUCCAGAGGUCAAGAAUUGCCAGGAUAGGUUUGACGAGAUCGCCUCGUCUCCCAACUUUACAUUUGUAGGCAAUGUGACAGUUGGCGAUUCUGAUCAGUCCGGCAGGCAUUGCACUGUAGAGCUCCCGUCUCUCAUGCGUCACUAUGAUUCAAUUCUCCUCGCCUACGGCGCCGCAGAAGACAAGAAACUGGGCAUCUUUGGGGAGUCCACACUGACCGGUAUCUACUCUGCUCGUGAGUUUGUUGGUUGGUAUAACGGUCUACCCGACUGCGCCAACCUUCAUCCAGACUUGACUCGCGGUGAGGAUGCAGUGAUCAUUGGCCAGGGCAACGUGGCGCUGGACGUCGCUCGCAUGCUUCUGGAAGAUAUCGAUACCCUCAGAAAGACAGAUAUAACCGAGCAUGCCCUCUCGCGUCUUGCUGAAAGUCGAGUAAAGCGUGUUCAUAUUGCCGCCUUCACAAUCAAGGAAGCUCGUGAAUUGAUGAAGCUUCCAGAUGUAGCUUUUCAUCCCGUGAAUCGAACUUUGAUCCCACAAGAUCUCAAGAGCCUACCACGCGCGUCUAAGCGACUAAUGGAGGUCCUGUUGAAGGGUACUCCUGGCGCUGAUCCUCUCGAAACUUCCAAGUCCUGGUCGUUAGACAGCUGCCUCUCGCCCAAACAUUUUCUGGCUCGCUCAGACUCGCCUAAUAGUGUAGCCAGCACGGAGUUUGACGUCACAACCCUCGCGGACCCAUUCGAUCCCAAGUCGCGUGUUGAGAAAACUGGAGAAGCGAUUAUCCUUCCUUCUGACAUCGUGCUUCGUUCUGUCGGUUAUAAGUCUAUACCUUUGCCCGGCUUCAUUGAAGCAGGCAUUCAGUUCGAUGAAAUGCGAGGUAUUGUGUGCAACGAUGGUUUUGGGCGGGUGACCCGCCUGGUAUCUGACAGUGAUGCUAGCAGUAGGGCCAGCCAGCAAGUUCCAGGUCUAUAUUGUGCUGGUUGGUUGAAGAGAGGUCCAACAGGUGUAAUAGCUUCAACAAUGCAGGAUGCUUUUACAACAGGAGAUGCGAUUGCCCAGGAUUGGCUCUCGGGUGCCUCCUUCCUGGGUUCCCAUAAGGAAUUCAGUCAAGCUCAUGGAUGGGAGGGGGUGAAAGAGGAGAUUGGACUCGACCAAGCAAGGCGAGUUGUGACUUGGGAUCAAUGGAAGAUGAUAGACACUCUUGAGCGAAGUCGCGGCGAGGCAAGGGGGAAGGAACGAGAGAAAUUCACAAAUGUCGCCGACAUGCUGGCAGUGUUGGAUUAA